Molecule: messenger RNA, 2169 nt
Organism: Penicillium samsonianum
Lineage: Eukaryota; Fungi; Ascomycota; Eurotiomycetes; Eurotiales; Aspergillaceae
Product: putative mRNA-nucleus export ATPase (Elf1)
Exons: 1
Coding region: 1-2169 (722 amino acids)
Molecular function (GO): ATP binding; ATP hydrolysis activity
Source: RefSeq, a predicted model, not a curated record
AUGCCCCACACUGUCUCCCCCUCUGAGACUCCCGCCAUGCCGACCAUCGUCGCAAAGGGCCCCUCCGGCGUGCCCCCCACCUCCGAGGAGAUUUCCUCCCUCCUCGACACUAUCUUCACAUCCGACUCAUCCCAGAAGUCUCUUGAUGGCGCAUAUGCCUUGACCAACCUGCUCAUGCAGGGUGCUGGCUGUGCAGGCCUGCUGAACUACAAUGUUCUCGCCAAUGUCCGCAAGGCUGCCUCUGAUAAGAAGAAUGGCGCCAAGCGCGAGAGUGCCAUGCUCAUUAUUGGUGCUUUGUUCGAGCGCUUCCCUCGAGAGUUCCCUCUCAGUGAAGCCGUUUUCCUCUUGCACGACGGAGGCAUCUUUGACAUUGCUCUGGAUGCCCUCUCUGACAAGGGUGCCGUCGUGCGUGAUGCUGCCCAGUACGCCAUCGAUGCGCUCUUCGGUUGUCUCAGCCCCGAGGCCAUGGUCAACGGUCUGAUCCCCGCUCUCGAGCGCUACCUGGCCAAGGGCUCUGGCAAGUGGCAAGGCUUUGUCGGCGCCUACUCACUUAUUGAAAAGAUGGCGGUCAAGGCACAGUUGGGCAAGGGUAGCAAGGACGAGGAGCGCCAGAAGGACUUGCUGCGCGAUGCGAUGGGCAAGACCCUGAAGGAGCUCAUCCCCAUCGUUGAGUCCGGCAUGCACGACCUGAAGAGCGAAGUGACCAAGCAGUCUUGCAAGACCAUGACUGCCCUCACCACCCUCCUGUCCAACGACGACGUUGCCCCCCGCAUCCCUCUUCUGAUGAAGACUAUGGAGAACCCCUCUGCGCAGACUCUCCAGAAGGCGAUCCAUGCUUUGUCGCAGACCACCUUCGUCGCCAUUGUCACAUCCCCCGUGUUGGCCAUGCUCACCCCUCUGCUCGCCCGAUCCCUCAAUACCCCGGCUACUCCCCAGGAAACCCUUCGCCAGACUGUCGUCGUUGUGGAGAAUUUGACCAAGCUGGUCCACGAUCCCGCCGAGGCCCGUACAUUCCUCCCCAGGCUCCAGCCUGGUGUGAAGUCGGUCAAGGAGACUGCCUCCCUGCCCGAGGUUCGUGAGCUCGCCACACGCGCUCUCGACGUCAUCGAGACUGCCAUGGGAGACAGUCACCUUGCCUCUGGUUCCAUCUCCAAGACUACCCCCGAGGAUGUCUUGGCCGUGCUGAAUGCAAAGAUUCAGGAGCACGGUGGUCUGGGUGGCUUUGGUGACUCUAAGCUGCAGGAUUUGGCCAAGAACUUCAUUGCCAGUAUGGUCCGCGAAGAUAUCAACUGCCGCAUGCACGACCGUAUCCCCGGCCGCAUUGACCCAUACCUCCGCGGUCUGCUUGCGGAUGGCAACACAGAGGCCGUUGCCACUGCUGUCAUGACCCACUACAUUGCAGAGGAUGAGAUCAAGUUCGGCAAGCCCGUCCCUGAAGACCCGAAUGAUAUUGAGAUCGUCAACGCCGACUUCUCUCUUGCUUACGGAGGUAUGCUCCUGCUCUCCCACACCAACCUGCGUCUCCUCAAGGGCCACCGUUACGGUCUCUGCGGUCGCAACGGUGCCGGCAAGUCUACCCUGAUGCGCAGUAUCGCCAACGAGAAGCUGGAAGGCUUCCCUCCCCAGGAUGAGGUGCGCACUUGCUUCGUGGAGCACAACCAGGGUGAAGACGCCAACCUGACCAUCCUUGAGUAUGUUGCCAAGGAUCCCAAGAUUGUCUCUCAGGGUAUGGAACACAUUUGCGAGGUUCUCCUCGAGUUCGGCUUCACCGAUGGCCCCGAGGGCCGCCAGUCCCAGCCCGUGGGCUCGCUGUCCGGUGGUUGGAAGAUGAAGCUGGCUUUGGCCCGUGCUAUGCUCCAGAAGGCUGAUGUUCUCCUGCUGGACGAACCUACUAACCACUUGGAUGUGGCAAACGUCAAGUGGCUGCAGGAGUACCUGCGGUCGCACACUGAGAUCACCAGUCUGAUUGUCAGUCACGACUCUGGUUUCCUCGAUGAAGUCUGCACGGAUAUCUACCACUACGAGGGCAAGAAGCUCGUCUGCUACAAGGGUAACCUUGCCGAAUUCGUCAAGCAGAAGCCCGAGGGCAAGAGUUAUUACACUCUGUCCGCAUCCAAUGUGCAGUUCAAGUUCCCCCCCCCGGUAUCUUGUCUGGCAUCAAGUCCAUGA